UCUCCGUCCCCUGGACGUGGAGUUCAUGAAAGCCCUGCACCAGCGGGUGAACAUCGUGCCAGUGCUGGCCAAGGCUGACACCCUGACCCCCGCCGAGGUGGAGCACAUGAAGAACAAGAUCCGGGAGGAGAUCGACCACUACGGCAUCCGCAUCUACCAGUUCCCCGAGUGCGACUCGGACGAGGAUGAGGAGUUCAAGCUGCAGGACCAGGCGCUGAAGGAGAGCAUCCCCUUCGCCGUCAUCGGCAGCAACACGGUCGUGGAAGCCAAAGGCCGGCGCGUCCGCGGGCGCCUCUACCCCUGGGGUAUCGUGGAAGUGGAGAACCCGUCCCACUGCGACUUCGUGAAGCUGCGGACGAUGCUGGUG
This is a messenger RNA of Opisthocomus hoazin, 367 nucleotides long. NCBI's taxonomy places the organism in Eukaryota, Metazoa, Chordata, Aves, Opisthocomiformes, Opisthocomidae. The record is from RefSeq and is a predicted model, not a curated record.